UGAUUUCAGAAAAUACUUUGCUGUAGGUAGCUGCAUUCUGGGACUGUAUCACCCGUGAUGGAGGGGAUGAGGAACCAGGGCUCCACCAUUACGAUUUCCUGGAAUUUGAGCUGUCCCUCUUGUGGGUUGGUCCCGGAACCUGCGGUAUAGGUACAUUUGACCCCAAGAUCUUCCAAGCAGGCGAAGUGAGGGCUCUUGAAUCGAAUACUCCAUCCUCUCACCCGCUCGUUCUACGUCUACAAGGCGGUCAGGUAUGGUAUCGUAUCGUGUGUGAAAAAGCGCUGGCUGGAAUCUCAAUGCAGCCGUGCUGAAAGAAGCCGAAGCUUUCGUACCAUAGCAUCAUCAAAGCUCCAAGAACUCCACUGAAACGUCACCAAGUGGGAGCCAAUCGCCUGGUCCGUGCGGGCUGGGGAAGUUCGGCUUCUGGUGGCGCCUCUUCAGCCGUAAUGCACGGUUAUCCCCGUUGUCGAUGGUGGUUUGCAAAACUUCAUGGUAUCGGCUACAAAGCUGGGCUUCAUUGGAUUAAGGUACUCUGAGGAUUCUCCUCCUGCCAGUGAGAAGAGAAACGAAUCUUUGAAGAGACAGAGAGUACCGCCUGGCUAUCAUAUUUCCACAAAAGCAAGAAAACGGCGGCUGGGCCAAGCUGGCGCUCAAUGAGCGAAUGGGACUACAGCAAUGAGGGCCACAGCGGGCGAUGGAGGUCCCUCCAAACCCACCGGGCCGGGCGGGCGAGCGCUGGACAAAUUAAUCAAGCCCAUAUAUCAGCUUCCACACGAUAGAAUAAUGAUAAUCGGCAACCUCAUGCACGAUGACUCUUGAAGCAUGAAAAAGGAAACCCGAAAGUAAACCUGGUGGGUGUCAGCUUGCGCAAGUAGGUAUACGAUAGGUGGUAGGAACUUUGCAAGUCCCCAUUUUUUGUCCAUGGGCUCGCGGCUGGCCACCUCUACCCUCUACCGCGACCUCCCAUCCUGACCCCGACAUUGCCCAUUGCCUCUCUUCGCCCGUCGGUCAAUUCACCGUGUGGAAGCUUUCGUUUUCUGCUUUUCCAUCCCUUCUUUGCACGCGCAUCCCGCCAUCUCCUUUUUGUACAUACGCACCGACCCUUCCCACCCACCGCACAACCAGGGCACUGGCGAUCCGCCAUCUGAGCUUCGCGACACGAAAUAGUGAAAGGGAACGACCAAGGCCACCACCGCCUCUUGUUAUUCCUGUUUGCCCGAAAAUCUUAUCAGGAGCGCGCCUGACCAUACUGCAACUUCCCGUCGCAAAUUGAUGCCACCAAACAGACGACUGCAAUCAAUUCCGUCUCACCGUCACCGUCGCCCGCCCGCCGUUUCCGGAAGUCAUUGAACAACACCGGAAGGCGGUCUAUCUCUCAGCUUGGGGUCUGGGGUCUGUCGCAUCAAGACAGCCACCGUCGCUCUACCAGUGAAAGCCACCGCCAUCUAUCUCGUUGAUAUCCUUUGGUUUUGGUAUUUUGCAGCCACCAGUACAUCAUGGCCGACAUCAAGCCAGACACGAGCACCGCACAGCCGCGACCGUCGAAUGAGGAGCCAACAGCCUCUCCACAACAACAAGGGCCGGAACAGACGGGAGAGACCGUGCCGUCAAAGACACCAGAGAGCGCUGAACCAGUAGUAUCUCCAUCCGAGGUGGUGACAAGCUCACCUGCCGAACCGAAAGGAAAGAACACGGAGGAUGAAGCCCCGUCAUUAUCACAACCACCUCUCGGCAAGACAGCUCUGACCGCUGCGCCAGCAAGAGACGAUGACUCCCUUUCAAUAGAGCCUACAGCCGCUCUGCCUCCCGCGGCCAUGUCCGAUUCUGUUUCGCCGUCUUCCCCGGUCUGCACCAUCACGCUGCUGCUCCCUACCGGUGCGCGACACCCGUACAAGAUCGACGAGAAGUACCUCUCGAAGCGGGGUGUUGAUAUUCCAGAAUAUCUCGAGGGUGGGGGGGUCAAGGACCCGUUCAGUAUAUCAGUGUACAAGCUCAAGGAGCUGAUCUUGAGGGAGUGGAGGGACGAGUGGGAGGGCAGGCCGGCGAGUCCAACCAGUAUCAGGUUGAUUCAUUUCGGAAAGUUAUUGGACGAUAAGGAGCCGUUGAAGAAAUACCAACUGAGCAAAGAUGCCCCCAACGUUGUGCACAUGUCGGUACGGCCAGCAGAGAUGAUGGAGGAAGACGAGGGCGCCAAAGGUGGGAAGGCCAGCUCCCGUGAGGGCAGGACAAGGGAGGGCGGGGGCGGCUGCUGUGUAAUUCUAUGAGGGAAAGGCCGCCCCUAUCUUGUUUUCUUGUCUUUGGCGUUACGACGUCAACAAUCCGACUGACUUGCAUUUGUAUUGGCAUGGAGCUUGGCUGGCUUUUGGUUGGUCUUACAGGUACAGUCCUUUUCCAUCUUUUUCGUACAUUGUGGGAAUCUGGCUGGGUGGAGUGGCGUUGAAUGAGCGUGUAAAUUUCGGGUUUAUACAUAGUUGGCGGUUCUUUAGGAAUGGUAUUUGUUUCUGAGAUUCUAUCGUACCAAUGUUGGUGCAAUCUUUCGGACGCCAUUGGUCCACAAUACGGCAUAUCGGUCCCACCUUAGAACACUGCACCAUCUGUAUGAAGAGUACGGCAUCAGGGCGGUGUAAAAAGGGUUUGUAGUUGAAG
Messenger RNA from Podospora pseudopauciseta, 2646 nucleotides. RefSeq lists its product as uncharacterized. The transcript has 3 exons. NCBI's taxonomy places the organism in Eukaryota, Fungi, Ascomycota, Sordariomycetes, Sordariales, Podosporaceae. The record is from RefSeq and is a predicted model, not a curated record. The coding region runs from base 1497 to 2264 and encodes 255 amino acids.